AUGCCGCUGAAUUCGCGGAGCCAGUGUCUCUGGAAGAUCGCGUCUCUGGCACGGUGCUCAAGACACGUGCCAUCAUGGACCCCUCGGGCUCUGCGGCGAUGGAUCCAUUACCGGCCUCUGGACGCGUCGAAACGGGAGAUACGCUUGUUAAGAGUCCAUUCAGGGGAGGCCUCCGCCCUAGCAGGCGGAUCAGAGACCUCCGAUGAUGUCGUCCGGUGCACGCUCAGUCACGUCUCCUUGCUCGAUACAAGAGACCACUACGCCGUUUUCCGAUCUGUUAUCGAUCCGACAACCCCAAGACAGGCUGUCUUAGACCAAUGGGUAGGCUACGUCACCCGGGCCAUGGGCGAAGAAGCUUCCGAUUCCAACGAUCAUUUCUUCCGGUACAGAUGGGGUGACUACAUGGCCCUUUCGUAUACGUGGGGGACGUCGCCCGUGACUCAUGAGAUCGUCGUGAACGGGCAGCGGAUGAUGGUUACCGCAAGCCUUGAAGGAGCACUUCGUGCGUUUCGCCUGAGCCAGGAACCCGGAGAGGAUUACAUGCUCUGGUGCGACAAGCUGUGUAUCAACCAGCAAGAUCUCGAAGAGCGUGGGCAAGAGGUCAAGCAUAUGCGCGAUAUCUACGGAGAAGCCCGAUCGGUCUUCGUCUGGUUGGGAGACGAGGCUGAUGAGAGUGAUGUAGCCAUAAUGUGGGCCCAGAUGAUCUACGAAGACCUCGAGUUGCGGAAAGAUGUUGUCGGAAAGUGGUUCUACAUGAUGGACAGCCUCAAAGAUCAGAACAUGGGGCUACGGGUACAUCUAGCGCUCUACAGACUCUUCCUGAGACCUUACUUCCGGCGCGCCUGGAUCGUUCAAGAGCUCGCUAUGGCCCAGAGUUCGCUCGUGGUGGGGUGCGGUACUAAAGGCAUCGAAUUGUUCAAGCUGUGCCGUGUAGCGCGCUUCAUAACGGAUAACUUCGACAGCUUCAUACAUCUGGUUGACGAGGGUUUUAGGCGGACGACUAUCGGCUCAUGGGAAUACCAAGAUGGUCUUGGUGUGACUUUGACCUUGCUUAACCGGCUUAACAGGCUACGUGGACUGGCCAUGGUACCGGAAGGCCAAAUCGAAGCCAGCCACUCGGCAGCGUACGAACAAAUUCAAGUGAUGGAGAACGCGGAUGCGAGUGAUCCCCGUGACAAAGUGUACGGUCUAUUGGGUCUGUUACCAACACAGCUCUCCUCAAACAUCAAGCCGGACUACACACUACCAGUGGAGAAGGUUUACGCCGACUUUGCCAUUUCUGUUAUUCAGACGACCAAAACCCUCGACAUCAUCCAUCAAGGCAACAAAAGUCUAAGACAUUCAAAUCUACCAUUAUGGAUCCCUGACUGGCGAUUACCGCAGGUGGACUACGGAAUAGACUUUACGGCCGCUCCAUACAACACCAGCGGCUCGACUACUGCACAUAUCGAACUUUCCAACAACUCUCGUCUACUCACCUGCAACGGGUUCCAGGUGGACACGAUCAACGGAAUUUCAGGUACGAUGUCCCCGCACGACACAGGAGAAACAGAAUUGCCUUAUACUGAAGAUGCCAUCCAACCCACCAUCACCAACCAUGCGUACGGCAAUGACGAAAACCUCGUCGAAGCUCUAGCUAGGACUUUUCUUACGGAUCAUACAUACAGGCAUGAGAAAGGAGCCAGCGUGUUCGACAUCCCAUGGCUCGAGGAAGACAAUCCCGAUAUGAAAGAGCUCCUCCAAGCCCUGACAGACCGUGGAUAUUGGCCAGCACUGUCCGACUCUUCGAUGUUUCAGGCGUUCAACUGCUUUCGGUGGGCGAUUGCGGAUUUCAGCAUCGGCGGCCGCCCUUUAAAAGAUUUCUUUCCCACUAUAGCGACGAUGCCUGCAUGCACCAAUCCGGCGAAGACUGUACGGAUCAUGCGGAAAGUAGUGUCCCGAUCUUUUACCUUAAGGCCUGUUGUCACGGACAAGGGCUACGUAGGUCAGGCGAGCCCACUUGUGGUUCAGGGUGAUGGUAUCUAUGUCUUGGAAGGCUGCAAGCUGCCGGUGAUUCUGCGCCCGAAGGGUCCGUAUUUCGAGGUGCUGGCGAGUUGUUACAUCGAAGGCAUCAUGGGCGGCGAAGCGAUGGAGUGGCUCAAGGGCGGUCGUUGCCAGCUCCGUGAGAUCACGCUCUGCUGA
Coniosporium apollinis CBS 100218 is the source of this 2181-nucleotide messenger RNA. RefSeq lists its product as uncharacterized. The record is from RefSeq and is a predicted model, not a curated record. Lineage: Eukaryota; Fungi; Ascomycota; Dothideomycetes. The transcript has a single exon. Bases 1 to 2181 code for a protein of 726 amino acids.